AUGCCCAAGCGGGGCUGCCCCUUCAGGGACGCGGCCCCGCUACAGCUCAAGAUCCGCGUGGGUCCGAAGGAGCUGAGCCGCGGCGUGUGCGGCGAGCGCCACUCCCGGGAGGUCUUCGAGAGAACCAGGCAGCUUCUGUUCCGUGGGGCCCAGGCCUACAUGGACCAUACGUGGGAAGAAGGCGCACCAGAGACCUGCACCCUUGUCCACCUGCCGGAGUCCCCAAAGCCCAGCCCCACAGGCGUGCCAGGGGCCACCCGCGGGCAGAUGUUCAUCGGGCCAGGUGGCUGCCUACUGAGGAGCCGUGCCCAGGCCUCGGGGGCUGACCUGUCAGAGGCGGCAUCCAGGGCCUGCUCCUCGUGUGUGCGUAGCGUGGACGGGAAGGCUGUCUGUAGCCAGUGUGAGCGGCCACUCUGCGGGCGGUGCCUGCGUACCUGCUGGGGCUGUGGCGCCGUGGCCUGCGCCCUGUGCUCCUCUGUCGACUACAGCGACCCUCAUGAGAAGGUGCUCUGUACCAGCUGUGCUAUGUUUGAAGCCUGA
This is a messenger RNA of Orycteropus afer afer, 540 nucleotides long. It is a transcript of the gene SIVA1, whose product is annotated as SIVA1 apoptosis inducing factor. Gene Ontology annotation, molecular function: CD27 receptor binding. Gene Ontology annotation, biological process: extrinsic apoptotic signaling pathway. Lineage: Eukaryota; Metazoa; Chordata; Mammalia; Tubulidentata; Orycteropodidae. The coding region runs from base 1 to 540 and encodes 179 amino acids. The transcript has 4 exons. The record is from RefSeq and is a predicted model, not a curated record.